CAUACCGCUAUUUGUGUUGCAUGCCUUCUUUGUUAAGCAUAAAAAACGCAUCCCGUAAUGGCAAAGUUUUGUCUUCUGGAGAAUCUUAACUUUUAUCUUUUUGAUUGACGUUCACACGCCAAACCUGUUGCUCCUGAUUUUCCUGAUCUGACAGACCAUUACUAAAGCCAGAGGUAGCCGAAGAAGAAGAGGAGGGAGCAGCAGCUUUGAGACGACAGAAAAUGGUCAAGGAUAGGAAAGUAGGUGUGGCCAUGGACUUCUCAAAGAGCAGCAAGCACGCUCUGCAAUGGGCAAUAGAUAAUUUGGCCGACAAAGGAGAUACCCUUUUCAUCAUCCACAUCAACCCCAACUCUGUCGAUGAGUCUCGUCACCAGCUUUGGGGAAAAUCUGGCUCUCCUCUUAUUCCUUUGACUGAGUUCAGAGAGCCCGAGAUUAUGAAGAAGUAUGAUGUUCAGACUGAUAUGGAAGUUCUUGACACGCUUGACACUGCAGCGAGACAGAAAGAGGUAAACAUUGUUACGAAACUGUACUGGGGAGAUGCGAGGGAGAAGCUUGUAGAAGCUGUUGAAGAUCUGAAGCUGGAUUCUUUGGUAAUGGGAAGCAGGGGGCUUAGUACCAUCCGAAGGAUUCUGGUGGGAAGCGUGAGCAACUAUGUGAUAACGCAUGCUACUUGCCCUGUCACCAUCGUCAAGGAUUCAAACUCUGCUUAGCCUUCAUUUCAGUCAUUUGGAUUUUGGUUUUUGAGUAAUGAUAUGUAGACAAUAUAUUGUAUAAUUAUGUAAAAUAUUAUAAAAAAUAUUAUAUAUAAAUAAUUUUUCUUAUUUUUAGUGCUCUGUUGUUACCUAUUUACCGUACCAUUUACAGUGCUCCUUUUCUAUGUUUUCCUGAAUUAAGUUCUGUGCUUAAUUACAGUCAAUUACGAAGUAUAAUGUCUUUUGUUUUCUUAACAAAAA
This is a messenger RNA of Juglans regia (Persian walnut), 953 nucleotides long. RefSeq names its product universal stress protein PHOS32-like. The record is from RefSeq and is a predicted model, not a curated record. The transcript is spliced from 4 exons. Bases 222 to 710 code for a protein of 162 amino acids. NCBI's taxonomy places the organism in Eukaryota, Viridiplantae, Streptophyta, Magnoliopsida, Fagales, Juglandaceae.